Messenger RNA from Salvia splendens (bonfire salvia), 3987 nucleotides. RefSeq names its product protein FAR1-RELATED SEQUENCE 5-like. Bases 777 to 3398 code for a protein of 873 amino acids. Gene Ontology annotation, molecular function: zinc ion binding. The transcript has 6 exons. NCBI's taxonomy places the organism in Eukaryota, Viridiplantae, Streptophyta, Magnoliopsida, Lamiales, Lamiaceae. The record is from RefSeq and is a predicted model, not a curated record. Gene Ontology annotation, biological process: regulation of DNA-templated transcription.
CUGAAGUUGGAAUUUUGAUCAUCCACAAUAAUGGAAUGCUUUUUCCACUUUUUUUCUUCUCUUUUUUUUUUCUAGUAAUUAACCAUGUAGUAUUAGUUCAUGCAAAAGUAAAAGUAUCACCAAAUAAGCAAUAAACAUGGUUUCAAUAUUUGUUGAACGUAACGUCGCUUAGCUAGUAGUAAGACUUCUCUUUUUGAAUGAUAAGACCUAAAAAAACCUAUCACAUUAAAUUCAAGAUAUAAUGAUUUCACAUAAUAAUUGCAAAUAAAUUCAUGGAAUUUCAUUAGCCCCAAUAAAAUGAAAUGAAUGAAAGGACCAACGGGCUAAGCACACUGGGCCACAACCCGACCCAUCUAGCGACGGUUGAAAUUGGGCAGGGUCGGGUUAAAUUUACCCAAAAAAUCUGCACGGUUGGAUUUCAUCAACGGAUGUGAUUCAUCCGCAUAUAAUUUCCCCAAACAAAUCCACUAAUUAAUUUAUUACUCAAUCCUUCACCGGUGAUCGCCAAAAUCAACCAUCCGCCGCCGCAGCCGUCUCGAUCCCGGAAUUUCUUCGUAAUUCUGCGAAUUCACUACUGUGUAAGUUCCGGACGUCGCCGCCGGGGAGCACAAUUCUCGCGGCGAGCGACUUGUGAAUCCAUCGCUGUUUUACUUCGUUGUUUGUUCCUUGUGUAUUAGCUGAAGCUUCCUAGCUCGAUUCCAUUUGUCAGUCUCUCAUCACUGUCUAUUGCGUCGCUAAUUUUCCAGUUCAAGCCUUUGCAAUUUGAAGGAAGUGCCAUGGAUGUAAAUGAGGGAGAGGAAGUUCAGAACCAUGAGAAUGAUGCAGAUGUCAGAAUGUCAAAUAAUUUGGACUUGAAUGUGGAGCAUGAUUGUCGUAGCCCAAAAUCAUCCAAUGUCAAAGGAGUUCGUUCUCGUCGUUCUUUGAAACAUGAUGUACUAAAACUGGGCACUGAGUUUGAUUCUGAUGAGCAAGCAUAUAGAUUUUAUCAUAAGUAUGCUGAGUUGGUUGGGUUCAGUGUAAGAAAAGACUGGGUCAAUAGGAGCAAAGUCCAUGGACGGGUGAUGUCAAGAAAGUUUACCUGUUCCAGACAAGGUCACCGGAAGAAAGACAAGAGAGAUAUUAAUGUGAAGAAACAUCGCAAGGAAACAAGAACAGGUUGUUUGGCUUACAUGGUAGUAACUCGGCAAACUGAUGGAAAAUACAUUGUUACUCAGUUUGAAGCAGAGCACAAUCACGAGGAUGUGAAUCUGACUAAAGCUGAGAGGUUACUGGAAUCCGCAUCAGGUAAAGAGGACUGUACUGAGGUUCCUGAAACUGAAUCAUUGAAGAACUCAGAGAUUCAAUUAAAGCUGUCCUUUCAGAUGUUAGGUAUACGGUUUUGCCCUCCAGAAAAUUUCGAUGACCUUCAGAUAGAAGAUGAUGUUUUCUUGAGCUCCAGGCGGACAAGAGAUAUGAAAGAAGGAGAUGCUGCACGCUUGAUGUAUUAUUUCCAGAGACAGCAUUUUGUAAACCCUUCAUUCUUUUACUCAUUACAACUCGACAUUGAUGAUAAAGUUAGCAAUAUAUUUUGGGCUGAUGACAAUAUGAUCACGGAGUAUGGUCAUUUUGGGGAUGUUGUAUGUCUAGAUACAUCGUGCACAAGAAACAAAAGUUUUCGUCCUCUUGUUCAGUUUGUUGGACUAAAUAAUCAUAGGCAAGUUGUAAUUUUUGGUGCUGCCUUCUUAUAUGAUGACAGUGUUGACUCCUUCAAGUGGCUUGUUCAAACUUUUGUGCAAGCGAUGUCUGGUAAGAAACCUAAGUUCAUUCUGUCAGAUCAGGAUGCAACGGUUGUUCAAGCUAUUCAUGCAGUUUUACCAGAGACAAGCCACUGUAUCUGUGCCUGGCAGAUGUAUCUGAUUGCCCUUAAACAUCUUCGCCAUGUGGUUAAGGAAUAUGAUUCUUUUUUGAUUGAUCUUAGAAGCUGUAUCUUUGGUCAUUGGCAGGAGGAAGAUUUCAUCCAAGCAUGGGACUCUAUGUUGGAGAGACAUUGCUUGAGUAAUAAUGCAUGGUUGAGAUGGAUGUAUAGAGAGAAAGAGAAAUGGGCUGUAGCAUAUGAUAGAAAUACUUUCUUCGUUGAGAGAAAUGGCACACAUCUGGUGGAGCUUUUGUCUGAUAAACUCAGAAGCUGCUUAGGGCCGGAUAUUGACGUUCUUCAGUUUUUCAAACACUUCAAGAAUGUGGUCAAUGAACAAAGGUACAGAGAACUAGAAUCAACCCUUGACAUGGGAAGACAUGCUCCAGUUUUAAUGGCUAAUGCCAUCUUACUUAAGCAUCCUAGUGAGACUUAUACACCGAAGGCUUUUGAAGUAUUUCAGAGAGAAUAUGAGAAAUGUUUAAAUGUCAUUAUUGAUAAGUGCGGUGAGCGUGGUACAAGAACUGAUUACAAAGCCAAAACAUAUGGAAAGUCCAGAGACUUCUUGGUCGCAUAUAAUUCUUUUGAUGGCACUGUUUCUUGCAACUGCAUGAAGUUUGAGCAUGUUGGGUUUUUGUGCAGCCAUGCUCUAAAAGUCCUUGAUCAUCAAAAUAUAAAGGUUGUUCCGCAUUAUUAUAUCUUAAAGAGAUGGGCAAAAGAUGCAAGGAUUUUGCCAAUUGGAGAAAGUCAUAUCUGUGUAGGUGAUGACAACAGAAAGAUUAUUGCCACUCGUUACAAAGACCUCUGUCGUAAUAUAAUGCAAAUAUCUGCCAGGGCUGCUGAAUCUGACCCAGCUUUUGAAUAUGCUUCAAGGAAAAUUGAUGAAGUCUCGCGAGGAAUCGAAAGAAUCCUGAAUUUUAAAACUUUUGACGAAGCUAAAGGUCCUUGUGCUUCAGACAAUGGACUAGCUGGUGUUGGUCUUGAUAGAAAUGACUUUGAGAAUCAGGAUGUUGAUGUGAUGAAAGGAACCACUGAAGCAGAAAGUAUAGUACCUGAUAAAGAUCAACUGAAUCACUGUGGUGAACAAAUCCCUGGUGUGAGUGGCAGUAUAAAUAUUCGCCCUUCUCCACCUGAAACACUUCUAUCCGUAACUUGUGCUCCUCCCACAUAUAUUUCUCCUCCAAUUCCUGCGCCUUCACUGAGUCCACUUACACAGGGCUUAUACACCAUUGAAUCCAGUCAUAUGGUGCAGAAUAUGUAUCAAGCAUCUAAUUUAACCAUUAACCAGCAAGUCAACCCUAACAUGUACGAACCUUCAAGUUUUUUCACUGGCCAACAUCAUUCUCCCAGUCAUGCUCAACUCCUUCAAGAGUCAUUGAUUCAUAGCCAGUUUCAGGAUCCUGUGUCAAAUGGUAAUCAAUUGAAGCAGGUAAUGGAUGACAGCCAGCACCUACAUCCAUCUUCAUUCAUGCAUUAUAAUCAUAGAUACAGAGCUGCUGGUGUUUAGGAUAUAUAUUGGGAAGUAUGCCAUAGCAGGAUCCAGUGUAUUGUUAUGUACAUAGUUUAGUAUUCCGUACUGAUACUUGAGAUCAAGCCAGUCUUCCCCUAGUGAGGCAUGGGCCCCGAAACAAGAUACUGCUAAGAAGAGUCCGAGAAGGAAAGGCCUUAUCAAGGAGCUCGCCUCUACUAACUCCUGGAGUAGAUUGACUAAGCGGAUAUGGGGAAGACACCGAACCUCAAUGCUGAUUUAACUUAUCUGAUGGUGUUUUCCCACUGUCCACGCCGUUGUACAAUUGAUGACGGCUGCAAAUACUAAAUUGCACUUGAAUCAUAUCCUCCUUUUAUAACAUGGGGGGGUGUUUGUUUUGUUGUGUUUAAGGAUUGUUGUGAGAGGAAAAGGAAGAUUUGGGUUGGUGGUGCAGUAGUAAUUCAUCAUUUGAGAAGGUGGGGGCCCAUGGAUUACUAGGAAUUGUGGCUCUUGUUAGCUCUACCCAUUUGGAUCAUCAUGUCUUCUGUUUCGUGUGAAUUGCUACCUGUUUUAAGUGUGGACGAUGAUCAUUUUGAGCACCAAUUACUUGAUUCUUUCAUUUUGAGCA